Alternaria rosae is the source of this 2174-nucleotide messenger RNA. Its product is annotated as transferase family-domain-containing protein. Gene Ontology annotation, biological process: secondary metabolite biosynthetic process. The coding region runs from base 196 to 1962 and encodes 588 amino acids. Gene Ontology annotation, molecular function: acyltransferase activity, transferring groups other than amino-acyl groups. The record is from RefSeq and is a predicted model, not a curated record. Lineage: Eukaryota; Fungi; Ascomycota; Dothideomycetes; Pleosporales; Pleosporaceae. The transcript has 5 exons.
GUUUGUCGGCGGGAACCCUCUCUGAACGUUGCCGCAUCGGCUGCACCUCAUCCGUUACGCGAGGUUUGGUAACUCAGGCACGGUCGAGCAAAGCGGACGGGGAAGACGGCACGAGACACGUUUGGCGCACGUCAAGGGUUGAGUGUGAAUCACGAAUAAGCAGACAGGCGGGGAAUGCGGGAAUGAGCGUGGCUUAUGCGCACAGAUGUUUCCGCAUGCGGUCAUAGUCCUUCUCGGCCCGUAGUGGGCCAAUGCCUCCCGUCACACCAGGCGCAGUUCAAUGGGGCCUUUUGCGGUGAAGGGGGUAAAAUCAUCUCGUGCUUCACAUGCUGGGUGUUUGCUCACCCAAUUCGUCCCACGACCAUGUCCCUUGAAUUACCCCUAGUAUCGCGCAACGGCCGGCUUUUUGAUCCCAUCACUAGCACCAUUCCCCGCUUCCUCGAGAUGCUGGCCAAACCACACGUCCCGCCCAUACCGAUGAAGUCGUUUCAUCUCUCAUGUCUAGACCAAAAUGUAGUGCGCGUUUACAUACAGACUCUGUGUAUCUUUCCAUUUCCGGACCAGAAUCUCGCCGAAGAUGCCAUACAAUCUCUGAGUGCUGGGCUACGCCUCACACUAAACAAAUUCCCCUUUCUCGCUGGCACUCUCACACUUGCCGACCGAGAAGCGGGUAAGCUUGCUCUCCACUACCCAGCGGAGAUAUCGAGCCAGCAUCUGAGUCGUAUCUUUCGGUCGAAGCAGAUCCCGUACCAUGAGAAGAACUUCCCACAUACCUACGAGCAGCUCAAAAGAGAUGGCAUGCCACCUAGUGCUUUCACGUCAUCGAUGUUUGUCCCGGAAGAUCUCGCAGAAUAUCCUGGUAUUCCAAGAGACGGCGAGGGCAAAGUAGACUUCAAUAAGAGCGAUGCACCGGCAAUGAGAACUCAGGCUUUCUUCAUACCUGGUGGUCUUGUGCUCUCGAUGUACAUGCAUCACAGUGUCUUCGACUUCUCCGGCGUCACCCUUUUCUGGCAAACCUUCGCCGAGAAUGUUUCCAGCCUUUCGAAGCAGCAACUCUUCGAAGAGCACAAAAUCAUGGAUAUGGAAAGCGUCGCCGAGAAGCAGUCUCUGAUGCGGAAAGCAGUUGACGAGCAGAUCACGCCACCACAAGCCAGCGCCAGCGCAGACUGCUAUUGCGAUGGCUCACCUCGGUAUCUUCAAACCUUGCCUAAAGAGACGAAAUGUACCCAGCGCCUCUUUGCCAUUCCAGCAUCACGAGUACGCGAGUACAGGGAAACUUUACGCGCCCAGUUUCCGGAGAACACUCCUCCGACAAUGUGCAAUGUGCUUGCAGCCCUGGUCUGGACGCAUGUUACCCGCGCUAGAGCAAAUCGCUUGACCAAGUGCGGGUUAACAGAAACUAGCAUCGGUAUUGCGACGGACUUGCGAAGACGGCAACGACCUCCGGUAUCCACAGACUACACAGGCAACAUGGCGCUGUUCUCACGAGGCACAAUGAACGUCGCAGACCUUACAGCAGAGGACCGUGUAACCAAGUCCACAAUCGUCAAGGUCAUAAACACCAUCAAGAGCACGAUCCUCGAUGUCGACGACGAAUGGGUGAACCGCCACCUAACUUUCUUCAAGUCAAUCGAGCAGAUUACAGACACCGAGGUCGCACUAGCCUUGAAGUUCGGCUCAGACAUAUACAUCUCGUCGUGGCUCAACUUCGGCGCUGAUAUCAGCUGGGGCAUACCUGGCACCGAUCUAGGCAAGGACUCCCUGGCUGGUCGACCCGAGUUCAUCAGACGAUCUUACGGUCCGGGCGAUGGCGGUAUGAUCUUCCUUCCGCGUCGGAGGCAAACUGCGAACCAAGAGGAGGCGCCGUUUGAGAUCCUCGUGCGACUUGCUGAAGAAGACAUGACGCGUGUGCUCGAAGAAGAGGGCGGGCUGAGCUGUUGGGCCGACGCGGUGAUUGAAUGAACGGUGAACACUAUCGUUUGUUCAUUGGUAUGUUUCUGUUGCCUUCUUCUGGGUAAUGCGAGUUUGGUGCACCGGUACACCAAACUGUGGAUGACGCUUACGGUAUCUCGUUUCGAUAUGACGGUAUUGGGUAUGUUUAUCUGGUGUUGAUUUCGGUUAAUGAUUUGGGUCGGACAUUUGAUAUCCUGUACAAUUAGCUUGCAUUGGGUGGU